Eremomyces bilateralis CBS 781.70 is the source of this 854-nucleotide messenger RNA. RefSeq lists its product as uncharacterized. The transcript has a single exon. Bases 156 to 854 code for a protein of 232 amino acids. The record is from RefSeq and is a predicted model, not a curated record. NCBI's taxonomy places the organism in Eukaryota, Fungi, Ascomycota, Dothideomycetes, Eremomycetales, Eremomycetaceae.
GAACGACCAACAGCUCUUACUUGAUACAUCCAGCUCCAAGACAGUGAAUACACUUCAGCAUUGACUCUUUGUAACCAGUUAAGGGAUCCCAAGCGUGGUCUACGUCUCCAGCUGCCAUAAUCUCGCAAUUCCCCAUAUUACCCCCCCCACUCGCAAUGGCAGACAUCCAAGCCACCCACCGUCAGCAGCGCAAGACCCGCCCCCAGAAACAACCCCCCCAAGGCCUCGCCGCCCUCCUCCAAGCCGAACGAGACAACAAGAAGCGAAAAGCCCCCUCCGACGACAACGACGCGCCCACAGAUUCCCGCAAGAAAUCAAAAGCCGACGUACCAGCUUCUCCCCCCCAGGAGCGGAAGGAAGACGAGGCGGAAGCGGUGACCACCGCCGCGCCGAUAGCACCAGCCCACCCCGUCGACGAAGACGAAUGGGCCGCCUUCGAACGCGACGUCGCCACCCCCCCACCGCAACUCUCCCCCACCUCCGCGCCCACCCACCCUCUCACCGCCCACGCGACGAUCGCCGCCGCCCCAGUGACUGCGUCGGAGCUGACGGCGCAGGAGCGUGAGAAGCCGGCGGGGGAAAUGCGGCGGCGGGAUGCGGAGACAGCGGCGGAGCAGGAGGACGCGGUGGUGGCGUUGGAGGAGGAGUUUGAGGAGAUGCGGAGGUUGGAGGGGCGGGUGAGGCGGUUGAGGGAGAGGAGGGAGGAAGUGAGGAGGGGGGUGGUGGAGGGGAGAGAAGUGGUGGAGGAGGUGGUGGUGGAGGAGGUGGUGGAGAAGGAGGUGGUGGAGGACGAGGAGGAAGAGGAUGAGGAGUAUGAUGAUGAAUGGGAUAAUUUGGGGUUUAGGCCAGGCUGA